Messenger RNA from Cylicostephanus goldi, 270 nucleotides. Lineage: Eukaryota; Metazoa; Nematoda; Chromadorea; Rhabditida; Strongylidae. The record is from the annotation of a GenBank genome assembly.
AUGCAAAAUCUUCGCGAUCGGGUUCGCGUUGAACGUGAGAUCUCCAAGCUGAAGUAUUCGCUGUCAGUUGAAGCGCUGCAGCUAAGCGAUGAGUACCAGAAUCGAAUCGAGGUACAGCUUCGCAGGAGAUACUACGAAGCGCUGAGGUUAUUGCAUUUCCAGCUCAAAGAAGACGUGCAAUCAACGAAUGCAAAGAUCGAAAGCGUGGCGAGUUCAAUGCGAGUACGAGGCGAUGAUGUGGGCGAUGAAUUACGUUACGAUCUUAUGGAA